ACCAGCUCCCUUGUUUUCUUUCUGUCAGCAGGUGAUACCUUCUUAUUCCAACAGACUUUUGGCAACUGGUUGCUUUUAAUGAAAGUGCCCAACUGUUUUUCUAGUAAUCUGUGUUUUUAAUAUUUUAUUUAAAUGUACAUGGGUGUACACACACACACUUUUAAUUCCAUUAAUGUUCAGUUGUUUUUUAAUGCUUGCCCCCCUCCCAUGUUUUUAGUUAUUCCUGUUUUAUUUAUGUGGGAGGGGGUUUAUUAAUUUGUGUUUUAUUAUGUAUUUUGUGUUCUCGUUUUGUAUUUUUACAUCGUGAACUGCCCUACGAUCUUCAGAUGAAGGGUGGUAUACAAACUUAAGAAACAAUCAUAAUCGUAAUUUGCAAGCUGCCAUGAGUUCCUGUCUAGAAAAAAGGCAAAGUAUAAACAAACAAGAUAGAUAGUUGAAAUGCUAUUUUUUGUUUAUUAUCGAGUCCCCAUCUGGGGAAAUGGCAAGGUACAGAUAAAUACAUGCCCCAUUUACGUAUGUAUAUGUAUGUAUAGAUAGGUAGUUCUAAUUCAAUUCGCGCUUAAUUGUCUUUUGUACAUGUGCAUUGUUGUAUGUAUAUAGUUCUAAUUCAUGUUUAAUUGUAUUUUGUAUGUGUGAAUUGUAUGUAUGUAUAUAGUUCUAAUUCAUGUUUGUCUUUUGUACAUGUGCAUUGUUGUAUGUAUAUAGUUCUAAUUCACGUUUGUCUUUUGUAUGUGUGCAUUGUUGCAUGUAUAUAGUUCCAAUUCAUGUUUGUCUUUCCUAUGUGUGCAUGUAUAGUUCUAUUUCAUGUUUAAUUGCCUUUUGUAUGUGUGCACUGUUGUAGGUAUAGUUCUAAUUCGAUUCAUGUUUAGUUGGUUUCUAAAUCACUGUCGUCGUCCCCCUCCCAAAAAAUGUUUCGGCUAUUUCUAUUUUACCUGUAAGCCGCCGUGAGUCCCUGUUUGGGGGAAAGGGCGGGGUACAAAUAAAGUGAUAAUAAUGAUAAUAACAACGCCCCGCUUGCGGGCUUCCCAGUGGUACCCAGCUGGCCGCCGUGCUGCUCUCAGAAGCUAAUCCUAACCUGUUACCAUUAAUUUCCCAUUUUUUAUGAGGCGUUACUGUUACCAUUAAUUUCCCAUUUUUUAUGAGGCGUUACUGGUGGUGGUGUGGGGUCUCCUGGGCCCCCUUUAUGUGAGGCGGCCGCCGCCGAGCAGCCAAAUUGUGACGCCGCCUGAGGGGGGAAAGCGCCGCCGGAGAAGGCGACGGAGAAGGCGGCAGCAAAGCCGGGGCUGCUGGCGGGCGCGUCCUCCCCAACCGGAGGGAGAUGAGAAAGAACCAAGGCCACCACCGUCCAUCGUAGCCGCCGCCGCCGCCGCCAUGCGGAGCCUCUUCGGCCGCAAGGCAGCCGAGCCUCCGAACCAGGGCGCCCCGGCCGACGACAACCCGCCGCCGCCCAGCUCCGCCCCCCGCGCGAGCGUCACCUCCACCGGCGGCGCCGAAGCCUUGCCCUCCGCCGUCGCGCCCCGCUCCUCCUUGUCGACGAUCCUCCGCCUGCGAGGCCUCGGCCUCGGCCAGAGCGAUAGCGUCGGCGUCGAAGGAACCCCCUCGGCCGAAAAGUUCAAGGGGGAAAGGGCCCGCUCCCUCCUCAUGAUGUUAUUGAGAAAUCAGAAGGCAUCUGAAGAAUCAACGGUUAAUCAGUACCUUGAUGUACAUAAUUUAAUUCCUUGUGGUGAUGUGAAUGGCUUGUUGGCAGUUAGUGUGAAGCAGUGCAAAGAUUUCACCCCCAAAUUUGAUGUUAAACAUGACACCUACUUACUGAUUCGCAUUAGCAUCGAUAAAAUCAUGAAAUGCACAAAUCCCCAAGUCUUCCGACCAAACAAGAAGCAAAUUCCGAUUAAUUUCGGAGAUGUGAGAUAUUUUUCUCUGAAGGUUCCAAAGCAGAGAAGUGAUCCUAGGAAUAGGAUUACUUUAGAGCUGGUGGGCUUUGAUGGUCCAAAAGACUUUCCAAGGCUCUAUGGGAAUGCAAACAUGCAUCUUUAUGAAGUCAUUCGAAAACAGUCCUUCAUUGAAACAUGUGCUUUUAGAAUCAGAAAUAUGGUGUUCUGCACAGCAGAAGUGGAAUAUAUGUUCUGCUAUGGAUGUCUUGGAUAUGGAUAUUCACAUCAGCUGAAACUGCCAGGUGCAGAUCCUGCAAAGGCUGUGGCAUAUUCCAUGUUUCUGCGGGUUCCCCCUCCUGAAGACAGAAGAGACACUAUAAGCAAUGCCAUCAAGCCACUGCGCCUGGAUUACCCUGCCUUCUUAUCUCCAGACUUGAAUGUUUCAGUGGCAAAGAUUCAUCUGGAGAAACCAAAACCUUCAGAGCACUACAAAAGCCUUCAGGAGGCUUUGCAUCAGCCACCCCGAGAAAGACUGGAGAAACUGAAAACUGAAUAUCGGAAUCUAAAAACAUGGCAUGAAAAGGCAGAUUAUUUAGAUCAACUGAUCUUAAAAAAGGGACCAAAAGUAAAACCAGGCCAAACAAAGGUAUCUCGCUUCAAGGAAGCUGUUGGGAAAAUACAACGCCCUCAAGCAUCUACGGUUUAUACCUCCUCAGUUUCAGAGGUAAUGUCUCAUGAAAACGUAAGCUCAUUCGCCAGAGAAGACGUGAAGAAAUGGACAAGUCAACUGUCUGCUCUCUCAUCACGACCUUCUGGACCUGUGCCAUCCCGCAGAAACUUAUUUUCAUCAGAACAGAUUCCUCAACCUGCUGAAACAACCCCACCUGUCCCAGCGCUGACUGUAACCCCUAACCCUAUGAGUUCUCCAGUAUCUUCAGAUGGAGAGAACAUGAAAGACAUGGUUGUAAGAGAACAAGUUCAUUCUGACUCUUCAGAUGGAGAGAAUAUGAAGGACUUAGUUGUAAGAGAAAGACUUCAUCCUGCGUCUGAAACCUCUCUGUCAAGUUCCGUUGGAAGCGCAGCAAAAACUUCUGAGGCUAGGGAUUCAGAAAGCCUUGCUUCUUUAAGUCCUGAGAGGAAAGUGACAGAAGAGGAAAUACCUGUCAUAGUCAAAAAACCACCUAUUAAAGAGUAUCUGCCAGAACCAAUACAGGAAUCACAGCCUAAGUCUGAAGUUUCUGUGAGUGUCUCACCUCAGUUUGUGGCACCUCCUAGACCAUCAGAUUCAGUUGUUGAACCAGUACAGCAAUUGCCUUGGAAAUCUAUGUUCCAGGAAGCGGUUUUUAGUGGAAACAAGUUUGAACCAUUCUUGAGAAGUGUCAGUAAAGUACAGCCUCCGCCACCUAUUUUUGGCAAAGGAGAUGUCGGCCCUUUAGAAAAAAUGUACCCAUCUGAUGCUUACAAAGAACGAGAAGACCAAGAUCCACCUGAUGGGAUGUCAUUGACAAAACUGGCGAGUAGUCUGGACACUAAAUUAAUCAAGAGCAGUGGGGAGCUUUCUAUACUAAGGCUUAUAGAAAGAAAAAUGGAUUUAGAAGAGGAGGAUCAAAAACGUGGCAUGCAGGAUGAAAAGGCAUCGGAACCACUCGCUGUCACAUCGGGUUCUUCUGAAAAGACACUAGAAGAUAAACUAGUAGAACAAGCAGAAAUAAAACAGGUUGAGAUUUCCUUUGAGAAGUCUCUUGAAGAUGUGCUUGCUGAAAAACUUGUAAAAGUCGUAGCCGUGUCGUCGAUUUUAAGCAAAAACCUUGAAAACAUAGUUGCAGAGGGACUCUCAGAAGCAAAGCUGUCUGAAACGCUGGAGGAUAGCAGUUUGCAAGGGGAUAAUAAAUGUCUGCCUGAGGAAAGAAAGAUGUCUGGAGAGAAGGUUGCAGAACCAGAUGUAACAAAACUGGCAGCUGCUGUAAGUCAAAAUUUGCAGGCUCAUCUUAUAGACAAAUUGUGUGAAGAGGGGAUAAUCACAGAUACAGACCUACCUGAAAAAGACCAGAUAGUUUCUUUCCCAAUUACUGCUGAUUUGCUCAAGAGGAGGAAAAGCUUAUCCAGGGAAAGCAUGUCACAAACUGAAAUCACAACACUAAAAUCACUAAGUGAGCAUCCAUCAAGAACCACUAUCAAAGCUGAAUCCGUGCAGCAUAGUAAAGAAAGUAGUAAGGAAACUAUUAAAGAAAGUAGUAAAGAAAGUGAGUUAGUAGCUACAGGGGCAGGUUUAUCUGAAAGCAAAAUAGAUGGCGAUAGAGAGGCUGCUUCAUAUCCUAUAACUGACAGUAGUUCAGCUGAACAAACAAAUGCGAAGACAGACUUAAGAAAAGAACCCUCUAAACAGUCACUGGAAAUCAUUAGAGUAAUGUUACCUGUGAACACAGACACAGAUAACAUUAAGCAGCGACUUUCCAUUCAUGAUGCUCUCCUAGAAAAAAUUUUAAAAGCAGAAAUAAGAAGUUUGAAAUCACUUUUAAGCAAAGAACACCGAGAUCACUUUAAAGAUCAACUUUCAGCCGCUGGAUUAAAGGGAGAAGACUUGAAAACAGUGUGCCGGAAGUUGUCCUUGGCUAUGAAAGGGGAUGACAGUGUUACACCAGAGAAGGCUGCGCUGCAAGACUGGCAGGAUUCCUCUAGCGAGGGCCUUGCUAAAGAGACAUUGGCGGUAAAUGAAAGUAUUCAAAAUCUCUUUGAAGUGCUUUCAGAAAACGAAAUUGCCAACCUAAAGAAUGCAUUGAACAAAAAGAUUCAAGACCAUCUUUCAGACAGACUUUCAAAAAUAGGAAUGAUCACAGAGAGUGAGUUAAAGAGAAUACUUGGAAACUUGUUUCCAGUAGUGGAAAAACUAGCAAAGAGUGAGGAAGGCUCAGAUGAGCAAAGUACACAACUAGAUACUCAAAGCCUGCAUGACAGGUUUUCGGAGGAAGAACUACAAAAUCUAAAGUCUCUCUUGAGCAGACUUCUAAACGAAGGCCACCGAGACAAACUUUCAGAUUCAGAAGUACAAGGUUUAACAUCAGUUUUAGAGAAAAGCUUUGAGGAUCUUCCCAUACAAAACAGUUCUGAAACUGGGAUAAGCCAAGAAGUUGAGAUAAAGGAUGAAUGCCGUACUAUAUCUCUGCCAGAUGUUGAGGAAAGUCAGAGAGUUAGUAAGACAGAUGUAUCUGAGAGAGGAAAAGUUCCUUCAAAGGAAAGUCUUCAUAAGAUUUCAACAGCGGGUGAAAAACACAAAAUAGAAAAAGAAGCUGUAGACCUUUCUGUAACCAGUCUUUUGGAAGUAGAAACAAGGAGCCAAGAAACUCAGACGACGGGUCAGCCCAAAAAAGUGAAACAUAAAAAAGAAAGUCACAGGUUGCCGAAGUACAAUGAUAAUCUGAUCAUACCAAAUAUAACGAGAACAACAUUUGAUGUAGGAUUAAAAAGCAAGUCACCUGAGGAAACUUCGAAGAGAAUCUCUGAACCAUUUGCCACAUCUUUUUUGAGUGCGCGUGAUAUUGGCAUCCAAAGUGAAGCGAAAAGUUAUUUCUGCGGCAAGCCCCACAGUUUUAUUUCCAAGCCUCCCUUUCCGGUGAACCCUCAGACAUUUCUCUUUUUGCAUUCAGAAUCUGAGGAAGAUGCAAAGCCAGCAGUUAAACACCACCAGAAGGCAAAAAGGAAGAAAUCUGACAUAAAGAAGGAUAGUGGGUUACACCAGCAAGCAUCGAUAAGUACACAAACCAGGAGAGAAAGGGUGCCUGCUGGAAGCACCUCUAAGGAGAUUUUAAAAGAAAAAUCCAAAAGGCACCCACCAAUUUCUCCAAAAUUGAGCGCCACUGAAAACAGGAAGGAUUCCAAAGCAACAGCAUCCCCCAGCGGUACACGAAGGGAAAGCUUGAAGCAGAAAUCCGAGAAGAAGCGAGAUACGGAGGUUAAGCCCAAAAAAUCACUCACCAAGACUGCUGUCCUGUCUGAUCCACAGCUACAAAACCAUUCCAAAAAUAUUUCGGACAAAUCAUCCACAACUAAAAUACCAGCUCCUGGGCGUACGAAAGGAAGCACAUUGAACAUUGCGGGCCCAGAUGAUAUCGACAUGGAAGCUUACAGGCAUCUUGAAAAAGCCGUAGAAAGAGCUCUUCUUGACUUAGGAAGAGUCCCGGAGGGCAGCUCCAGCCAGGGAAGGCCAACUCCUGCUCCAAGUUCUACGACUCUCAUAAACAAAGAUUCGCCCAGAUCCUAUCUCUCUGCUGUCGAGACUCCAAGGAAUCAAGCGGGUUCAAUAACGGAGAUGCUUAACAAUCAAGAACAGAUCUUAAAAAUGACACCUGAUCAACUGGAAGUUGUACUUAGGAUUCUCCAAAAUAUAUUGAGGCAGAACGCAAGACCCCCAAAUAAUGGAUGAAUGGAAACAAGCUCUGUGUAAACCAGCUACGUAUGUAUGUUCUUACUUUCCCCCAGCUAUUAUGAAAAAUAAAACCCUCUUUGUAUAUACAUUUUUAAAGAAA
Messenger RNA from Podarcis muralis (Common wall lizard), 6394 nucleotides. It is a transcript of the gene CATSPERT, whose product is annotated as catsper channel auxiliary subunit tau. NCBI's taxonomy places the organism in Eukaryota, Metazoa, Chordata, Lepidosauria, Squamata, Lacertidae. The record is from RefSeq and is a predicted model, not a curated record.